This is a messenger RNA of Trichoderma citrinoviride, 2460 nucleotides long. RefSeq lists its product as hypothetical. Gene Ontology annotation, molecular function: RNA binding. The record is from RefSeq and is a predicted model, not a curated record. Lineage: Eukaryota; Fungi; Ascomycota; Sordariomycetes; Hypocreales; Hypocreaceae. The coding region runs from base 1 to 2460 and encodes 819 amino acids. The transcript has 9 exons. Gene Ontology annotation, cellular component: nucleus.
AUGGAGGAUACCGAGCGACGACCCAAGCGGUCUCGUUUCGACCAGACCGAGCCUGAGCCCAAGCGAGCCUCGAGAUUCGACAGACGCUCUCGAUCCCCGCCCACGCGCCGCUCCGAGGGAAGAGAGCGCAGUCCCCUUCCCAGAGAGGACUCUUCUGAGACAAAGAAGUCCCCGGUGGACGCUGCUGCCGCCGCUGCCGCUGCCGCUGCCAAGAUCAACGCCCAGCUGCAAGCCCGAAAGGCUCCUCAGCAUGUCGACGUCCCCCCGAUCAAAUCCGCAGGCGGAAGCUCUGCCGAUGGCGGUGACCAGGAGAUGAAGAAAGAGAUGUAUGUUGCCGAUGGCGACUUCAUCCAGGACAUCGAGGUCAACGAUCUGCGCAAUCGCUACCUGUUGACCAAGGGCUCGACCCAGGAAAUGAGGAGUGAUGUUGACUCAGAAUCCGCAGACGUUACGACCCGUGGCAGCUAUUACCCUAACAAGAGCAUGGCCACCGCGGCGAACCCUCCCCUGUACCUCCAUAUUACGAGUACAACCAAGGCUGGUCUUGAAGCCGCCGUGGAAAAGAUCAAUGAGCUCAUCAAGCAAGAACUUCCUCAACUGGUCGACGAGCGUCGAUUCCGACGUCGAGAUCAGGAGCCUCAGCCGCCAGUUGAGCGAGACGAAUAUGGACGACGGAAAUGGCCCGAAGAGAAGAUCCCCAUCGAUCUUGAGCCAGUCCAUGGGUUCAACCUGCGAGCUCAGGUAGUCGGCCACGGCGGCGCCUAUGUGAAGCACAUCCAGCAAGAAACUGGAUGUCGUGUCCAGAUCAAAGGCCGCGGCUCGGGCUACCUCGAAGCAGCCACUAACCACGAGAGCGAUGAGCCCAUGUUCCUUCAUGUCACCGGACCUGACCCAAACAUGGUUGCCAAGGCCAAGGAGCUUUGCGAAGACCUGAUUGCCAAUGUCAAGGAACAGUAUGAAGAGUUCAAGGCCCGUCCUCCUCGCUACAAUAAUGAUCGUGGCGGAUAUGGCGAUCACCACCACCGCGGAUCCCACGACAGGCAUGGCGGAUCUCACCACAACUCCUAUUCUUCGUACAAUAACAGAUACGGUUCCGAACCUCGCGCAUCCAACAGCCCUGCUCCGGUAGCCACUCCCGUGGCAAAUGCUGCCGACUAUGCCGCUCAAUAUGCUCAAUAUUACAACGGCGCCGAUCCCUAUGCUGCCUGGGGAGGAUAUGCUAACUAUGUCGCUCUGUAUCAACAAUACUACGGAGCUCAGACUCAAGCUCCAGGUCAGAGCUCACAUGUUGCAGCAGCCCCCGGUCAAGCCGCUCCGCCGCCGCCGCCUCCUCCUGCCGAAGCGGCUCCUCCUCCGCCCCCUCCCCCAAGCUCUGCCCCCCCUCCUCCGCCGCCAUCCGGACCGCCCCCUCCCGGCGGGAGCUUCAGCGCUGUAAGUAGACUCAUCCCAUUCCAUGAACCUCCGAGAUACAGCGCAGCCAAAGGAGAAAUGUCCCACCAGGCGUACCCUCACCACGAUCCUAUCAAGGAGCCGCAUUCGGUUUCCGUCAAAGUGCUUAGGCUCUCCCAACCAUCGCUGGUGACGCAGUACCCGAUCGAUCCUCCGUUCUCUCCUCCCAACGCCAAAUCGCAGCCAGCGCCCGCCUCGCUCGCUUACGCCCCCUCCAGCACGAACCCGGAUCCUUUCCUGCUCAGCCCGAUCCUCAACCUGCCGGUAUCCUUUGGCUCGGCCUACGUGGGGGAGACCUUCAGCUGCACCCUCUGCGCGAACAACGACCUGCCCCCCGAUGCGGCGAAGCGCAUACGCGAUGUCCGCAUCGAAGCCGAGAUGAAGACCCCUGGCCUGGGAGGCACGCAGAAGCUCGAGCUCGGGCCCGCGAACAUGCACGACGGCGCAGGCGGAGGGGGCGUAGAUCUCGAGCCGGGAGGCACGCUGCAGAAGAUUGUUGGAUUCGACCUCAAGGAGGAGGGGAACCAUGUGCUGGCCGUGACGGUGAGCUACUACGAGGCUACGGAGACGAGUGGGCGGACGCGGACGUUUAGAAAGCUCUAUCAGUUCAUAUGCAAGGCGUCCUUGAUCGUGCGGACCAAGGUCAGCGGCCUGGACGCGGACACGAGCAGCAGCAGCAGCAGCGCCAGAAGAUGGAUCCUCGAGGCGCAGCUGGAGAACUGUAGCGAGGAUGUGAUGCAGCUGGAGAAGGUGGUGCUGGACGUGGAGGCCGGGCUGGGCUAUCACGAUUGCAACUGGGCUUCGGACGGGGACCAGAAGCCGGUGUUGCACCCGGGCGAGAUCGAGCAGGUGUGCUUCCUGGUGCACGAGAAGGGCGCAGACAGCGGCAUCAGGAUGACGGCAGAUGGCCGGAUCAUCUUUGGCGUGUUGGGAAUUGGAUGGCGAGGCGAGAUGGGCUGUCGUGGAUUUCUAUCGACGGGCAAGCUUGGUGCUCGGAUUCCCGUUCGCUGA